Molecule: messenger RNA, 4594 nt
Organism: Miniopterus natalensis
Lineage: Eukaryota; Metazoa; Chordata; Mammalia; Chiroptera; Miniopteridae
Gene: UBXN2A
Product: UBX domain protein 2A
Biological process (GO): autophagosome assembly; membrane fusion; proteasome-mediated ubiquitin-dependent protein catabolic process
Cellular component (GO): cytosol; nucleus
Molecular function (GO): ubiquitin binding
Source: RefSeq, a predicted model, not a curated record
UAUUUAAAAAUGUAUCUUUAUAGUUGAAAGUAUUACAGUCUCCUUUUUUUACCCCAUUGACCCCCUGUGUUUUCCUUAGUUAAAUAACCAGACAUUCCAGAUUACAUAAAACAGGCCUGAUUUUUCCUAACUUGAACUUUGACAGCUGACACCUCUAGUUUUGCAGUCGGCAGGCGAUUCAUAACUAUUGUCUGUGACUUCACAUAGCACAUUUGUGUGCUGCUACUCUUUACCGAAGGGAGAAGUGGGUAUGAAUACAGCUAUUUGCUUAUAUUAGGAAAAAUUAAAAAUAAAUAAGGUUACCCAUGAGCUGGGAGAGAGAGGACAGGGUGGAAGGGGCAACAAUGGAAACUGGAUUUCUCUGAAUAUAACUUGUUUUUUAGGUCAACUUUGGAACCAUAUAAAUAUUUUACACUCUUAAGAAGCAAAUUAACUGAAUUGACUAUCAAUAAGGCAGAAGAGAAUGAAAGAAGUAGAUAAUCUUGAAAGUAUAAAAGAAGAAUGGGUUUGUGAAACAGGAUCCGACAACCAGCCUCUUAGUGAUAAUCGACAGACAACUUGUGAAUAUUUUGUCAACAGCCUUUUUGAGGAAGCCCAGAAGUUUGGCGCCAAAUGCUUGUCUCCCACCGAACAGAAGAAACAGGUAGACGUGAGUAUAAAAUUAUGGAAAAAUGGAUUCACAGUCAAUGACGACUUCAGAAGUUAUUCAGAUGGUGCAAGUCAGCAGUUUCUAAAUUCCAUCAAAAAGGGGGAGCUGCCUUUGGAGCUGCAGGGCGCCGUGGGCAAGGAGGAGGUGGAUGUGGAAGUGGAAGACAAGAAACACGAAGUGUGUGCGGCCACGAAGCCCGUGUUCCAGCCCUUCUCGGGCGCGGGCCACCGGCUGGGGAGUGCCACACCAAAAAUUAUUUCUAAAGCAAGAAGUAUCGAAGUUGAGAAGAAAAAUAAUGUUUCUACUGUCCCACUAAACACCCUGGAGCCCAUCACUAACAUACAGAUCUGGUUAGCCAGCGGGAAAAGGGUUGUUCAGAAAUUUAACACGUCUCAUAGGAUAAGCCACAUCAAAGACUUCAUCGAGAAGUACCAAGGGUGUCAGAGGAGCGCUCCCUUUUCGCUGGCGACCGCUCGGCCUCGCCUCAGGGCCCUGGACGAGGCGCUCACUCUGGAGGAAGCGGACCUGCAGAACGCCGUCGUCAUCCAGAGGCUCCAGAAGGCCGCCGGGCCUCCUGGAGAACUGUCAUAGCACUGACUUUUGAGACACGUAGUGGAAAGUUCGCAGAGAAAUGAUGGUUAUAAGUGGACAUGCAAACCGAAAUGGGGGAACGUCAGGUUCGCUGGACUUUGGGUUCGAGUCCUACUUAACUCCCUCCGGACUAGAAGAUUUUGAAGUAAGUACGAGUUAGGAGAGCAAACUGUGGCUGGAAACUAUUCAAUGCACUGCCUCCCAAAAGGCUACUCAGAAAAAUAUACUUACUUUCAAAUACCAGUUAUUCAACAUAAGAUAUAUUAAAUGACUGCAUCAUUUAGUAUCUUAAUGUAUCAAUUAGCAAAUAUGUUCACAGCAUCAUUCAUUGAAACAGCAGUGAUUGAUUUAAAUGUUAGCUGUCUCAGAAUUUUUAAAUAGCAGUUCAUUAAACAUUAUACGUGGCGGGUUAAACGCAGCAGUGUCAUUAUUUUAUACCUGAGAUGCAAUCAAAAGGCUGAAAGUAACUGCUUUCUCCACGGCUAUGCCUAGACCUCAAAGUGCUCUCAGUUUGCAUUCUCUAAGGGCAGGGUACACUCAAAUAUUAAUUUGGCAAUAGUAUCUAAGACGUGUUUUCAUGUAAGAGUAAAAUUCUGGAGCUCAGUAUAAUGUCAGUAUUAAUCUGCCUACUAAUGUUUCACAUUUUUGAGAAGUGUAAUUUUUUAAAUGUAUCAAAAGCCCUCUAUUGACUAUUUUAAAUUAAUCAUUGAGACCCCCCCAUUUUUCUUUUGAUGACAGAAUUUUUCCCCCUCCUUUAUUGUUGUAACUAUUACAGAUGUCCCCCUUGUCUCCCCACUGAACCCCUCCACCAGGCGUCUACCCCCCUCCCCCAGGACUUCUCCAUGCUAUUGUCAGUAGCCACAGGGCAUGUGUGCGCAUCUACGUUCUCUGAUUACUCUCUCUCCCCACCUCCCACUGAAGUGUAAUUUUUUAAAAAAUUAUUUUUUCUCCAGAAGCCUCAGUUCAUCCCCUAUUUUCUUUUCUUUCAAGAAGUAAGGACUUAGCUAACAUUUGGAGUGAAGCCAUUCAUUUGAGGCCACUUACUUAGACUCUCAUGUCACAUUGCUGAUGGAUAUUUUUAGAUGCAUUAUGUAAUGUAUGUUUUCUGUUCCAUACGUUAGAGGCCACCUGUGUGUACAUUAAAGGAUUGUUUACUGCAUUCCGAUACCACUAAGGAAAACAUGCUUUGUUUCUUAAAGUUUAAAACUGGUCAGACUUCGGUAUCUCACUGUCGGAUUACAUCCCCCUGCCCAAAAGUAAGUUUAGGAAGCUUUUCUGCAAAUGAUCCGUUGAAUCAUGUUUAAAGCAACACAUACCCUGAGGGCGCCAGAAGAGCCGAGUCACCAGCCCGUCAGCAGUGACGUUCACAGGGCACUGACAUCUGCCGGAAAGAGCAGUUCUCAAGCUAUUUGGCCUCAAGACCUUUUCUUUAUGUGGGUUAUAAAUAUAUUAACGAUUAGAAGUUAUAAAAUAAGUACUCCUUUAAGAAUAAUAAACACAUUAAUAUAAACAUUUUUAUGAAAAAUGCCUAUUUUCCAAAACAUUAAAAAAAAAAGAUUUAGUGAGAAAUGUGGCAUUUUAUUCCGUUUUUUGCAAAUGCCUUUCCCGUCUGAGAAAGCAGAUGGAACCUCCUGUCUGCUUCCACGUUCAAUCUGUUGUGAUAUCACACAUCACGUCGCCUCUAGUCAGUGCUACUCUGCGUUCAUGAGAAAAUGAACACAAGCAGUGUCUCGGGAUGAUUAUGAGAAUCGUUUUGACCUUGUGGACCCCCGGGAAGAGCCAUUCUUAAAAAGCAAUGAUUUGCAGUGGGCUCAAGCCUUAGCGUAAGAAUCACUUGGGAAGCUUUUCCAAACGCCUGUUCCUAGGAGCCCUUCCCCAGGCCAUUCUGAUGCAUCGCAUCUGGGACGAGUCCCAGAUCCCUGCAUUUCUCAGCUCAUUUGAUUCUUAGGUAUGUAGACGAAGGAGGUCCUGCCCUAAAGCCUCCACCCUGAGAAAGGAAACCGCCACGGACAGUGGAAGACCCUGCUCUGAACUGGGGCUGCUGGGCCUCUGGGUUUUCCCUUCGCCCCACAGCUUGUUCUUAGGCUGUUCCCCUUGAGUCUGAACUGGCCUGGCACAGACCUGGACCUCAUCUUCCAGCGGCACAGCGGAGACCAGGCUGGCGAGGUUUUUACUAAGGGCUCAGGAAUUGCGAAAGGGAAGCGCCCACAUACCCAGAUGACCUGUUUCUUAGCUGCGUCUCCUGCCUGAGGCCCAGUGAGGAAGGCUUCCUUUCGAGCCCAGCCUCUCUGUGGUAGAGGCCUGUCUUUUUAUUAGGAAGAGACGCAGGACAAAGGAAACCCUUUUCCUUUCAUUUUUAAUCCCAGAGAUGAACAGCUAUAUAAUCGAAAAUAGUCAGUAAUGCUUACAGCUGUGGUAGAGCCCUGUCUCCAGUGAAACAAAUAUAAUGGCAUUCUUUGAAAUAACGAGGGGACAGAAAAAUCAAUGAACUCUUUCAGAUAUAAAAUAACAUGAGGAUGAUGAGUGUAUUUUCAGGAAUAUGUAAGAAAAUGUUUCAUAUAAGCCUGUCAUGAAACAUUUUAUCAUUUUUAUUUGCAUAAUUAUAGUCAUUAUGUGAUUCUUCAUAUAUUUCUGUAAAGGGGCCUCUCAUUGGAAAUAUUUGCCUUGUACCUAUAGAAAAGCCUCCUUCGAGGAUCUUCCAGUUUGUGGUUAUUUAACCAGAAGACACAUUGGGGGUUUUCUUAUGUGUCCAUGUAGAAUGCACUGCAGUGGGAAGUUCCUAUAGGGAAAGACCUGUCACCAGCAAUAACCUUCAUUUUUGUAACUGUUAAAAGCUCCCACUAGUGUGCGUAACAUUCUCAGAGGUUGUCUAAAAGGAGAAUCAUAUGAGAAAGCUUUUUACCUGAGAGUUUCACAUUGUAAAGUUGUUAAUCAAAUGUGUAGGAUAGUCAAAACAUGUUGAUUUUAGAAAACAUAAACCGAAUUUAUCAAGGGAAGGCAAACGGAAAUGAGCAUCGUAGGUGUGGAAUAUAAUUUGACCUAAGUGGGUUCAAAACUGUCAUCAGUUUCUUGAAAAUCAUUUUUAGGGCUGAUAUACAGAAGUACAUUUCUAACUUUGCAGAUGCUAAUUUAUUGGUUAAAUUACUAUGCAUUAUCCAGGUUAUAAAAGUGAUCUUAUUUUAUAUAUUUCUCUCAUUCAGAAUACUUUUUAUUACAUUUCAUUGUGUUGAAAAUAUGGCGUGUAUGCAUCUAUCUGAGUGCCUUAAAGUACUUUGAAAGCAACCUUUUGCUCUUGGUUAAAGAACUGUUGUCAUAAGGAUGAAAUACUAUUCAUUAAAAGGAUCUGUGAAGUGA